AGAUGGCGGCUUCGUCGUCCCUCUGGCUGUGGAGUGUUUUUAUUUCGUUUUUAGGAUGUUUAUGUGCUGAUUCUUCCUUACCAGUUCCCGUUUUUAUAUGGUCUAAAGAUAGUGGGGUUAUUAGUUCUUCACCUGUACUGGCAGGGCACACAGUAAAGCAAAGUGAUUUUCAAGAUAAAUAUCUCAAGAAACUAUUCAACACCCCGCAAAUCAUUUGUGUCUUUCUACAGGAUAGGUUGAGUAUAGAUGAUCUUAGUCACUAUGGUGAUGCGUACAGCACUGGAAACCAAGGCACAGCAUUUUACAACCUUAAAGUUGCCAUGGAAGCUGCCAACUCAUCAGCUGUCUUACCAUCAGUAGAUCUUUCCUCAUCAAGUGGGAAUAAUGAUGAGUUGCUUCACCUGAUCAGAAAAAUGGCAAGUGGUUUGGUGAAGGAGUUAAAUCCAGAAGAAACAGGAAAGUUUGAUAUUACAGAAUUUUCACUGGAUAAGGAAAAGACCAAUGUUUUCAUCUUUCAUUUGAUGCCAACAUCUUCAAGUGAACCUGCAAAGAUGUUUAUACAGAAUGAUAAGCUGAUUGGGGCCAUUAGUGGUCAGAUGUCAUCCACAGAUUUGCCAUAUACAUGUGUUAUGACUGCAGGUUCUCCAAAUGAGGUUAUUCAUGAAAGACUUUUAUUAGAGAAACAGUGGCAACAGGAAUCACACGACAGAUUCCGACGAGCUUUGGAGGUGGAAGAUUUGGGAAGUGUACCUGAAGCAGCCGGAAAGAAUCAACUUAUAAAUGGGAGUCUUUUUGCUGAUGCUGGGUGCAUUUUAUUGUACUUCAAAGGAUUUGAAAUAUUGGUGAAUCACACCACUCACAACGUUUUCAGCAAUGCUACAGAGGACUUAACUUUUGAUGUUCAAAAGGAUUGUACUGCGGCUAAUACAAGUGAUAGUAUCACAAUCAUUUUCAAAGGUAUUAAAGGAGUUAAAACAUUAGAUCUGAGCUUUACCUUUACUACAAAUGCAUCUGAAUGGAAAUGCACUGAUGCAACCUUAAAAAUUGAUGGUACAUUAAGUGGUCAAGAAAUUAAGGGAACCUUCACAUUCAAUUCAAGUGGAGUAUUGACAGCUCCUAGUGAAUAUUCAUACAGUUGUGUCAGUGUGACAAUGAAACACAACAAGACCCUAAUCAGCUUCAAAAACUUUCAGGUUCAGCCAAUUAAUGUUAAGAACGGCACCUUUUCCUAUGCCUACGAUUGUACAGGGUUCUUCAACAUCCCUAUUCUUAUGGGGCUGAUCACGACGGGUGUUCUUCUGAUCAUUCUCUUUAUCGCAGUGCUUGUCAUGUUCAGCUUGACUACAAUGGACCGAUUUGAUGAUCCCAAAGGUCCUACCAUCCACGUUGCAACUGGUUAGACAAAAUUGAAGUCAAUGACGUGGAUUAGAUCAGCUGAUAGUUUGAAAUGCAGUUUACUGUUCCCUCUUGAUAAUAGUGUGAUGAAUUAUUUGACAGACUUUUGUUGGUUGAACAAAAUUUUCAACUUUUAGGUACUACAUUUUCAAUUAUUAAAUUUAAAUUUUUGAGGUGCUGCAUUUCUAGUUGAGUCUUGUGGAAAUGUUCUGGUCACUACUUAAUUGUGAGUCUUGCAUUGUGCAGUCAAGUUCUUUUUUUUAAUAACUUGGGCAAGUGGGAAGAGAGAAAUGUUUAAACAAUCAUGAUCAUGAACAUGAAUCAUGCUAAGUGUUUGUGGCAAUCUCUUGGCAGAUCAGGGGGGGGGUCAGUCUAGGGGGGCAAAACACAAAACCCCCCACCCCAUCAGACAUGGGUUUUGUUUUUUUUAACUACAGUAGGUACUUGUCUGAAACCAAAAUGACAUGAUCACAUAUUACUACUCAAGUUAAUAUAAGUAUUUAAAAUUAAGUUAUCUUGAAAUAUUUCUCAGCUUAUUUAGGCCCUAGCCUGAAAAAUUAAUUAAGUUGUCUUUUCCUAAUCAAAGUAUUGACCCCCACCCCUCCCCCCUUCCUCCUUGACAAAAUUUUCUCAACCUUCCCCCCCCCAAAAUAUCAUUAUGAAGUGUCCAUCAGAUCAUGGAAUGGGAAGGUUUAAGGUUAUCUUGUAACCCUACCUUAACUGCUUGGCUGUGGAAGGUCUGUGUACAAGACCCAGGCUAAGGCUGAAAUAUUCUUGAGUGGCUCAGAAUUUUACUUUUUGUCAUAAUUUUGGCAAAUGUUAAAUAAAGUAACUGAGACAUUAAUGAUUAAUUCAAUUAUUCAAUUAACAAUGUGCAAUGAUGGGAGAUGGUGAGAAGCUUUUUGUGGGAAAAAUAUUUCAUCUGCCAAUAUUUUGCUUUCCAAAUAGUGGAAAUUUGUUUGUCAUGUCAAAUAACAGUAGCGAUGAGGAAUAUUGUUUUAAAAGUUCCUUUAUUCAUGACUUUUGGUGACUGAUAGUUUUUUGGUCACAUUAGUAAUUGGUUAAAAGGUCAUUGUAAGGAUCUCUGACAAAAAUAAUUUAAUCAAAAGUUUUCAAACAGGUAGCUUGAGAAGUUUGCAUUAUAUUUUGAAUUAAUGUUUUGUAUUACAAAAAAUGUUUUCUCCCUUGUGGUAAUCUGGAUUACUGAGUAAUUAUAUUUGGAUAUUUCUAGCUCUUAAUUUACUAUCAAUGACUUAUCAACAUAAGCAUUCAUGCUAAAUAUAAAUUUAAAGUGAAUGUGUUAAUUCAAGUGAGCUAUUUGCUUGAUGAGUUUCUAUCAGUUUUGUCCAUGUAGUUGUGCUUUUCAAAUCAGCAUUGUAUCUAACUUUCCUAUGAUGAUUGCAUGAAAUGAGGAUAAAAAAUAAAAGGACUAUUGCAGUG
This is a messenger RNA of Pocillopora verrucosa, 2835 nucleotides long. Its product is annotated as V-type proton ATPase subunit S1. NCBI's taxonomy places the organism in Eukaryota, Metazoa, Cnidaria, Anthozoa, Scleractinia, Pocilloporidae. The record is from RefSeq and is a predicted model, not a curated record.